CUCAUCACUGAGUAAAUAAAACCUGCGAUUUCGAGGUUUGGCAGCGAACGGCACAGGCGGAGGGGGAUCCCUGCCAGUGAGCGCCCGUGCGACUGCAGCGUAGCGUGGGUUAGCUGCGUGGAUGAGUGUGGACUCCGGCUCCAGUCAGAUGUGGAGGCCCGGGGUUGCGCGCUCGCACUGCGGCGGUGUUCGCCAGGCUGCCGGGGACUCACCGGCGGGAUCACCUGGCCAGAUGCGAACCCUCACAUUGGCUUGUUGGGGGGAAUAGCGGCAGGAUUCUGUGGACGACGGCUGCCAUUCACUUGGGAUGCGGAGUGGCGACACACCUGACUCGUAUAGGGAGGAGACCAGCGUGCUUCUCUUCUUCAGAUCAGUCCGUCCACCCCGCUGGCUCGUGACUAUGCUGCCCAGUGGACGAUCCUGGGACUGAGACGCGACCCUCCUAACACAAAUGGCCAGGACUCAGUUUCAGCUCGCCUGCUGAAACGAUGGGGAGCUGCUGGAGCUGUCUGUACAGAGACCCCAUCCGAGACAACCAUCUCACCAAAUUUAAGGUCACCAAUGUGGACGAUGAGGGUAACGAGCUGGGGUCAGGGGUCAUGGAGCUCACCCAGACCGAGCUCAUCCUUCACACAAGAAAGAGAGACGCCAUCAGGUGGCCGUAUCUCUGCCUGCGAAGAUACGGCUAUGACUCCAACCUCUUCUCUUUUGAGAGCGGGCGGCGCUGUCAGACUGGGCAGGGAAUCUUUGCAUUCAAGUGUUCUCGAGCAGAGGAGAUCUUCAACCUGCUGCAGGAGCUGAUGCAGUGCAACAGCAUCAACGUGGUGGAGGAGUCCAUGAUGAUGAGUCGCAGUGGUCACACGCCAGAGAUGGAAAUGGCUCGGACGCCGCAGACUCCCAACCCUGCAGCAUUCCCUGUGCAGAGUUUUCCCAACGGAUACCCGGGCUACCCAAUCAGAGCGGAGUCCUCUCAGCCUUCUCUGUCCGACGAUCACGCUCACGGCUUCAUGGGUAUUGAAGACCAGACUCACACGUACGUGAACACGGUCAGUAUGGAGGGCGACCUCUCGAUGCGUCACUGUGUGCAUUCCCUGCCGGAGGUUCGGCCCGGCGCUUUUCCCGAAGCCACGCGGGGAGCCAUGCCCGUGGGAGGCCAAGGAAAUCCUCAGUCUAGUCUGCGCUGCUGUCCGCUGGAGGAGCAUAAAGACCCCCAGGUGUUCCUCCAGCCCUCCUCACAGGAAGUCAAGUUCAUGCUGGGUCCGACUCCGGCACAGCGCCAUCUGCUGGAGAGGGAGCGGCACGGCCACGGCCCCCACGGCCUGCAGCCAGUAGAGGGCGCCACAGGCUCAGAGACAGAAGGCGACGAGCCCUCUAUGCACAUGUGCAACUCUCACUCCUAUCAUCACUUUCAUCACCAUGCACACCGCCAUCCGGCUCACGAGCACGCAGAUGGCUGCCAGAGCGCCGAGCUCACCUACGAGAACAUCAACGGGCUGAGGAGCAGCAGGAAGCAGCGGCUCAGUCCCAGCAGCGUGUCCCAGUCUGUGGGUUCCAGCAGCAGCAGCAGCACUGGGGACAGUCACGCCCACUCCCUGUUGCACCAACAUGGCCAUGGACCCUCGUCCCUGCCCCCACAGGGUUACCCCUGCGAGAGGGGCCUGGGCGGAGGCCAUCGGCGGACUGCUUUGCUCAACUACGAGAACCUUCCAUCACUACCGCCAGUGUGGGAAUACCGGGCCCUGCAGCGGGACGAUGAGCAGGAUGAAGACGAUGAUGAGCAGGAUGAGGAGGACUACGAGGAAGAGGAGGAAGAUUUCGAUGAAUACGAAUUCUCAGAAGAGCCAGGGACCCCCAACGGGUACCACCAGGACGGCCGGGGCAUUCACAGAGACGCCCUGCAGAACUAUGUCAACACAGAGCAGGUCCAGCCUCCUCGGUUCCAACAUACUUGCCCGCCGCAUCCGCAGCCAUGUCCACCGGACAGAGGGGGGAGGAUAUUCAGCUUUGACUUCGGCAGACGUUCCAGAUCAGGGGUUGGAGGCUGCGAGCACGGCCACAUGCCUCCAUCGCGGCAGCUCAAUUACAUCCAAGUGGACCUUGAAGGAGAAGCUCCCUGCCAAGCACUCAACAGCGGUGGUGCUCAGACUCAGCCACAGCCACAGCACCAGCGCUUGCCGCCCAAAAAAUGUGCUCAGCAAGCACCACGGCGCAGCGAGUGCUACGCUGUUAUCGACAUAAAGAAGACGGCUGCCAUGUCCAGUCUGCAGAAAGCUCUGCCCAGGGACGACGGAACUUCCAGAAAGACUCGCCACAACAGCACAGACCUGCCUCUGUAACAUGCUGGUCAGAUUGAAGGGAGGAGAGGACGGCAGGUGGAGGCUCAUUUUAGCACACUGGACCCUUCACUGUCAUCCAUCGAGCGUCAGGCUGACCACUACAGCACAGGUACAUGACCAGAAACUCACUGAAACCCGCCUGUGCGAAUGAAACAUCUCUGCAGAGAUAGAAAUGCCAUUUAUUCUCUGUUAUUUAUUAGAUAUGUGUUGUGAAGAUCUUUACAGUUCUGCAGUUUCACUGCAAAAAGUUUUUUUUUUUAUCCGCAUAAAAUGACGUACAUGCUAAGUGUACAUGCUAUGAAAGUCAUGUGCAUGAUUUUAAGCAGUGACUCGAUGAGGAGACCUCAGUUUUCACUGAAAACAUUCUCACAGUUUUUACCUUUCUGACGUCCAUCUCCACCACCGAAUCAGUCCCAGUCUGUCGACGUGCAGGAGUCACCGCCAUAUUUGUGACAUCACAGGUGCAGCUUCACUGAGGUGUCAAGAUCACAGCGCUCAGCAACACAACCUUUUAGUGUUACAACAGCGCUAUGAAUAUUUUCACUCGUCACAAUAUCAUGUUUAUCUUCUAAUAAUACAUGGUCACCCAACAUCUGAUUUUUGAAUUGGUAGUUUUACAACUACAAGUUUACAUUUUCAUUAUUUUUUUUCACUAUUGAAAUCACUAUUUUGUAGGUGCUUUAGGUUUAAAGCACCUACACUGAAGGUGAUCUUGAUGGUUCGGUGAUGUCACCGUCGUGAUCUCAACACUAUGGUGUAAUGUCCUGCGAAGCUGACGUCAUACCACACUCCAGUCAUCCCUUCAUCAUGCAUUCAUCGAUCUUUGAGGGUUAAAGAGGAAAGUGCUCAACAUUCACUUGAGAAAAAUAAUGUUGAUGGCAUUCAUCAUCUGUCAAGUAAUAUUUAGAUCCUUUUGUGUGAAAAAUAAAAGACCUAAAAGGAAAAGUAUCUCAUAUUAUGAUGGAAUUCGUAUCACGUUUGUCAGGUGGCAAAACAUUUUUGUGGUAGACUGGAGACUAAACUCCAAAGACAUUUUAAGCUGUGAACAGAUUUGAAAUAUUUAAGUUUCAGAUCAGAGAAGUCCAGCAAAACUGCCUCAAAAUCUUCUUAAAAUCUCUAAACUUCAUAUAUAGAUUUUUUUUCUUUAUUCCAUAAUCAUUAUUUGGAUUUUUGAUCCACGUUACCUGCAAAGUUUUCUGGUACAAUCCCAUGUGUUUUCAGGAAUUUCAAAUUAAUAUAAGUAAAAUAAGUCUUUUUUUCUCAUAUUAAGGAUAAAAUAUAUCUGUUUAUCAUCAUCUUAAAACACGUAUUCCUAGAUUGAAACGUUAUUAGCAUGUGAGCACUUUAUCUUAAUUUUGCACUUGUUAUAAUAAAAUAAAACUAAACUAAAGGAAAAAAUGAAUCAGAAAAUAAUUUGUUCAUUUAGAGGGAAUUGCUGGUUUAUUUUUCUGAAGUGAAUUUGAAACACUACUGGGGUUAAAAACAACAAGCAAACAAAGCUACCUGUGGAGGAGAGGUUUUGGUGUGAGAUACGUGGAGGGUCAACAUUCAUAUCUCCAUAGUUACUCACUUUGCUGACCAAUCUUUGUAUUUGAAAGUGAAGCCUUUUGCACUCAAUCCCAAGGAAUUGUAUUUGUCAUGUUCCAGGAAUAUGAAACCUGCACUGGCCAGAAUGAAUGGGCACAUUAGUAGCACACAACUCACAUGUGAUUGGAAAAGUAGCGUCUCGUCCUGGAUGAGUCCUCCACGGUUGCUCUGGAGGCCGAGAUUUCCUGUCGUGUCCACGAAAUAUCAGAUUUAUUGACAUAUGUUGAUGAAGACAAUGAAAACCUCAACUGAUGCCAUGAGGCUGGGCACUUAUUGAUCAGCCAUCAGGUGUGAUCCAGUAUGUUGUAAAGUUUACCAGUAAAUCUAUUUAUUUUUUGUUAUUUAUUUACAUUAGAAUUGUACACGUUUUCUUGACGACCAGCAUUUUCGUUAUCCAGGUGUUAACGAAGACCAAAGUUUUCCUUCGACUUAGCACUGGAUACCGGUGUGUUACUGUUAUAACUGUCCUUCUAUUUAAAGCAGAGAGAGGUUGUAUUUAUAUUUUCAGUGCCAAAAAAAAGUAGUUCCAAUUAUAUGUAAACGAAUCGUGCCAUUUGUGGACUGUGGAGAAACGUAAAUCCUCACGUUCCACCGCAUUUUUGAUCAUUCUAUGUCUUUCCGUUCGUCUUUUUUUUCUGUGUGAAUGCGUUUCUAAAAAUCAAUCGUCAUUCAGGGGUGUGCGGCUGGGGGUUGAUUUACCAAGCAGGAUUGUGGGUUAUUUACUCAGAAUGCAUUUUGAGCAAGUGAAAACAGUGAAAGUAAAAAGCAAAUAAUGUUUCCCACUGCUUGGACAUUAACAAGUCUUACAGUGUCAAAUUAAUUUUACACGUCAGGUUCAUGUUGAAGCCAACUAACUAAAUAUCUUAGGUUGUGUCAGUGUUUCAAUGAUUAUAAAAUAGUAUUAUUAAGUGCGUCAUUUCAUUCAUUUGCUGCUUAGACUCGUCUUCAUCGUUUACGUCGUUUUCAUGAAAAGGCUCUUUAUUCAGCAUGUAUUCAGUCCCAUCUAUAACCGUUGUCUGACGACUGAGCUUCUUCAGUGAAAGCGGUUCUGCCAGUUGGUCAGAAGGGGGCAGUGUUCAGCGGCCCUGGUGGUUUGAACGCGUUUCAUGCGUCUGUGCGUGGUGCGACUUCAGCUCCACCCCUUCAGAUAAGACAGCAGCACUUUAGUUAAGACGUCCGGAUUGCGCGUUCUUUUUAAUGACAGACAAGUGUUUUACUAUGUUCUAAAGUUAUUGCUACAUAUCGGUUGAGGCAGAUGAAAUAAAGAGCAGUGAGAGUUUGGUGCCGACUCAGUCUCAAUAUCUUCAUUAAGUUUGCAAUAAUCCAAACCUGUAUGUGGUGGAGAUGCACCAGCACUACUGACAGUUUCACAACAAUGUUUGUUUUUAUACACUUAGCAUCUUUGAAUCGCUUCAGAAUGAGUCAACCUUAAGGCUUCUGCUUUUUGUUGAUAACAUUUUGGGGCCCCCAUCAGGACUGGCCCUCACUGGGGGAGUGGAUCUCCUCCUCGCUGCUUUGGAAUGUGUUUGAUGUGGACAAACAGCUGCCUGAUAACAUCUGAUGUGGAAUGCACAUUUUGAAAACUCCUCCGCUAAACUUGUUAACUGAAAGGUUUCCUCUCAAGCAAGGUCAUUCAUUUUACAUGUGUUCUCAGAAAUGAACUUGAUUCUCCACAGGAGUAAACACAUUUUUCAGAGAGUGAAGGUUAGUGUUUAUGAUGGAGAGCCUCAGAAAUUCUUUCUAAUGGGCUGGAAUCAUAUUUGAAAUCAUAUUUCAUUGACUUAAUGGCCGGUUUAGCUCAUGAAUCUAUGAAUUUCCAUCAAUAUCGCGCCUAUGUUCAAUAUGUUCGAGAUACAUAAGCCACUUAUUUGUGUUCAUCAUCUCCAAGUGCCAUAACUAUUGCCAUUACUGAUGUUUACCAGCAGCUGAUUACAAUAUUCCAUAUCCUGUGUUACACGUUAUAUUUGUUAUUAAAACAUUAUUCAUAACAUAAAAAUGACAUUGAGCCAGCACAACUCAGUAGUUCAAACCAUCCCCAUAACUCCCCUGAAGUAUUAUGUAAAAGGAACUGGAACGCUUGUUCUUAAAAAGGGCUUAAUCCGUGUGUAAUGUGCUGAGAGGAACGGGUUUAUUUGAUAUUCCGCAUCAAUAGCUUGUGUUUGUGGCGGUUCAAAGCAUUUUAAAAGAAGGAGGUGUGAGGGUUAUGCUGCUUAUUAAUCAUCCACAGUGAAAAGAAUCAAUUGAAUAAACAGCUCAAGGUGAAGUUCUGUUGUAUUUAUUUGAUCAAAAAUGAUUCAGAGGUUGCAGAGCAAUACAGGUGUUUUAGGUGUGAUUAACACCACGCACUGUCAGUUUGGAAUACAGGGCAAAACUGGAUGAGCAUGGGAUGAAGUUGAAAUUGUGUUCAAUUAGAAUCCAAAUUUCAUUUGAACCUGUGGCUCUUGUUGUCAGAGCUUCAACUGCAGUGCACUGUGGGACUCUCAGCUACUCCGUAAAAAUGCAUUUAAAGACAUACCUGCUCCAGCAAAUGGUAGCAUCCAAUACCAAAUGAGAUGCACUGAUGUUUACACUGAUUCACUGUUGAGUAAUUCUGGAAGAAUUUGGAGGUCGGAGAUUCUGUCGGGUGUAACUCUAAGUCUAAAGUGCAGUCACGGCCAGUUUACCUGAAAGGCUUUAUUUCAAAAGUCCCUGUGUCAAACAUAUUGUAUUCACUCUUAGAGUUGAUCACUUAGGUAGGUCGACUGUUGAAUGAAACUAAGGGAGCGGUUUGCUCUAUCGACCUGUUCGAUCAGACGGGGAGCAUUUUAAAACAAGAGCUGAGCCAAAAACUGUCCAUUCACUCAUCGAUUUCAUUCACACCCGACACCCUCAGGCGUCGGGUGUUUGUUAGUGGCGGUGGCUGGCUGUCCUCUGAGGACCUCCCACUUCAGGUGGUACAGGAAUACUGAGAAACCGUAACACCUCUGACUUGGCAAAGCAUUUGACCAUGAAUGAAUGUGUUCGUCGCUCACGAUGCUAUGUCGCGCUACAUAACAAUCUGAGUUGUCACCAGCAGCUCGUGCUACUGAAGAAUGUUUGAACUGCGUCCAAUUACUGUGUUCAGUUGUACUUUGAAACAUGUUGCUACUGAGAAUUCGCACAAGACUGAAGUGAGGCUGCAGGUAGAAAGGUCAGCAACAUCUUCAUCAGGGGUUUUCAUCCUCAUUUUCAGCACCAUCAGUCUUGUUUAAUGCCGUCUUUCAAAGCGAUAUCUCAAGUAACCAGAAAACUGUACUAUCUCUUAUUGUUAUUAUUGUGUUUGUUUGCUUCUCCGGCUUGUUUUGUCGGGGGUCUCCUGUUAAUCUGAGGGUCGUGGUACUGACCUGAGCUGUACAUUUUUGUGUCAGAUUUGUAACCAUAUGGUGAAUUUACAAAUGGGACGAGUGCCAAAUACACCUGAGCAUGUCAAAGUCGGGGAGCUCUGAGGAGCCGCAGGUGCUCCGAUGGAUCAGGUGACUCUUCUGGAGGUACAAAUGCACAUCAAAGGUUUAACCAUUCUCAAUAUGUUUUAUUUUCCCUGAAAUAUAUUUGUCUCUGUUAAAAAAGAAAAAAGAAAAAAAUGGUUUCCUUUGAUAUUUGUAGUAUGUUUCCGUGUCCUUCCAUGGCUUAUCAAUGCAGUUAUCAUGGUGCCAUUAGAAUAUGAAAACGGUGAUUUGCUUCAUUUCGUCAAACUGUUUGGGUCAUUGUCAUUUGUUUUCUUUUUCUUAUAUCAUUCCACAAGAUAAGUUAUCUGCGGUCCUCUUUAACAACCUCAUGUCCCCAAAACAAAGUGACCCUGACAUUUGUUGACUUUUAUCAACUAUAGAGUGUGGAUUUGUCCAAGCUGUAAAACUAAAUGUAUUCCAAUAUUAAA
Molecule: messenger RNA, 7815 nt
Organism: Synchiropus splendidus (mandarinfish)
Lineage: Eukaryota; Metazoa; Chordata; Actinopteri; Syngnathiformes; Callionymidae
Gene: frs3
Product: fibroblast growth factor receptor substrate 3
Exons: 7
Coding region: 489-2336 (615 amino acids)
Biological process (GO): cell surface receptor protein tyrosine kinase signaling pathway
Cellular component (GO): cytoplasm
Source: RefSeq, a predicted model, not a curated record